AAAACAAGAAUAAAAAGAGAAAACCUUAGGCCUCCUAAGUGUAAGAUAAUCAGCAAUCCCCUUCCCCCAUCAAUGCAAAUGCAAAUAAUUUUCUCCCAUUUUUAAUAUAGGAACAGACACUAAUUUGUUAGUCCGCUAUAAUGUUGGCAACAUCUGAGGACACCUGAACCUUAGAAAACAACAUCACCAUUCAUAUAUAUUACUGUACACCUUGCACACAGAACUGUUUGUCCUGGAAAAUAAUGGUAAUUGAAUAGCAGCAAUAUAGUCCUGUAAUGUUGAAUCAAAUAACCUCUGCAUAAGCAGCAAUAAAAAAGUAAUGAUGAAAAGCAGAAUGAUUACAACUCUAGUGUGAAGCACCUGCAUUUUCUCACUGUGACUCUGGGUGUCGCUGUUCACCAAUCCAGCAGGCUAACACAUGGAGCGAUCCAGCCUGCCCAUUCUUGCAGAUAGGCUGGGAUGGAACUGACAGUUCAGGGAACAAAAUGAUGCAGGUUUUGCUUUAAAAAUAAAAAAGGACAGAUAAAAGCUAUUUGAACAAGAACUAGUUGUAUUCUUUUUCGUGGAAGGAAAUGGAAGAAAAACAGAGGCCUUGGAGUUACAAAGAAAUAAUCAUACAAUGCCUUGUAAUGGUGAAUAUUUGGAAGGCAGUUUCUGGACAGAUCCACUACUCCAUUCCAGAGGAGAUGCAGAAAAGCUCAUUUGUGGGGAAUAUUGCAAAGGACCUGGGGAUAGAUCGGAAGCAGCUUUUGGACCAUGGACUCCGCAUUGUAACUAGUACAGGUAUCAUUCAGUAUUUUGAACUGAAUUUCAAUACUGGCUAUUUACAAACUUCUGAGAGAAUAGACAGAGAGAAAAUCUGUGGAAGGGUAGAAAUGUGCAUCUUAAAAUUUCAAGUUAUUGCUGAGAGCAACUUAAAGCUUUAUGUUGUUGAAGUAGAAAUCAUGGAUAUAAAUGAUAAUGCUCCCUUCUUUCUGCUGAAGGGAUGGGAACUUAAAAUCAGUGAAUUGUCUACACCUGGAUCCCACUUCCCUCUUCCUGAAGCUCAGGAUCCAGAUCUGGGGAUAAAUUCUAUACAGAGCUACCAACUCACAGGCAGUAGCCAUUUUUCUCUGGAUGUUCAAAUGGGAGAAAAUGGGGCAAGACAUGCAGAGCUGGUAUUGGAAAAGCCUCUGGACAGGGAAGAGCAACCAGAUUAUGAUCUACUCCUCACAGCUACUGAUGGAGGUGAUCCCAUCAGGUCUGGCACAGUACAAAUCCACAUCAUUGUUCUUGAUGCAAAUGACAAUGCACCCGUUUUCAGUCAACCUCUUUAUGAAGUGAGUGUCAAUGAGAAUAUUCCCAAGGGGUCCACACUUUCUACGGUGCAAGCCACUGAUAUGGAUGAAGGAAUCCAUGGAGACAUAAAAUACUCUAUCCAAAAAAUCACGCAAAGGGACUCCCAAAUGUUUCUGUUAAAUUCCACAACUGGCGAAAUCAUCCUUACUGGGAAUCUUGAUUUUGAGGAAUCAUCCUUAUAUGAAUUUGAGGUGCAAGCCAUGGAUGGGGGCGGUCUAAGUGACAGAUCAAAGGUUGUGAUCCUUGUUACAGACUUGAAUGACAACGCACCUGAAAUAACAAUAACUUUUGAACUCAACUCUGUCCCUGAGAAUUCACGAACUGGAACUGUCAUUGCCAUUUUAAAUGUCCAAGACAAAGAUUCAGGAGUCAAUGGGGAGGUUAUGUGUUCAAUUCCCAAUAGCCUUCCUUUCCAACUAAAGAAAACAAUGGACAAUUUUUACACUUUAGUGACAGACAGAGCCCUUGAUAGGGAACAAGUGGCGACCUAUGAUAUCCCUGUUACAGCAACUGAUAAUGGGACUCCAACAUUAUCAACCUCUGCAAUUAUUUCACUGCAGCUGUUAGACACAAAUGACAAUCCCCCAUUCUUUUUACAGUCAGCCUACACCUCUUAUCUUCUAGAAAAUAAUCCAAGAGGUGCCUCAGUCUUUUCUCUGAAAGCAAGUGAUCCAGACUGGGAAGAGAAUUCCAGAAUAGUAUAUUCCAUCACUGAAAGUCAGAUCAGCACAUCCCCUCUCUCCUCAUACCUCUCCAUUAAUUCUGAAACUGGGGUUGUUUAUGCCUUGAGCUCCUUUGAUUAUGAAGAGUUUCAGGAAAUUAAGUUCCUAGUCAAGGCUCAGGAUGGAGGUUCUCCAUCACUCAGCUCCAACGUCUCAGUGACUCUCUUCAUCCUGGACCAGAAUGACAAUGCUCCCCAAAUCCUGUACCCCUCCCCUCCCACUGAUGGCUCCACAGGGAUAGAGCUGGCCCCUCGCUCCUCAGAGCCAGGCUACCUGGUCACUAAGGUGGUGGCCGUGGAUGUGGACUCUGGCCAGAAUGCCUGGCUCUCCUACCAGCUGAUCAAGGCCACAGAGCCAGGGCUCUUCACUCUGGGGCUCCACACGGGAGAGAUCAGGACAGCCCGCUUCUUUCUGGAGAAAGAUGCCCUCAAGCAAAGCCUGGUGGUUUUAGUCAAGGACAAUGGGCAGCCUCCAAUGUCGGCAUCAGUCACUGUCACUGUGGUCUUGGCUGACAACAUCCCUGACAUGCUGACUGAUCUGAGCAGCGUCCCAGUAUCUGAAGACCCACAGUCAGAUCUCACCUUCUACUUGGUGACUGCAGUGGCUUUUGUCUCUUGCUUGUUCCUUGCCUUCCUCCUUGUGUUACUGGCACUCAAACUUCGCAGAUGGAAAAAUUCUCAGUUGUGUGACAAUGGAAGUGUGCAUUUUGAUGGUGCUCCCAUCUCCCAGUUUGUGGGAAUUGAUGGAGUCCGGGCAUUUCUUCAGUCUUAUUGCCAUGAGGUUUCACUGACUUCAGGCUCUCGGAAAAGUCAGAUCCUUUUUCCAAUCGGAAGUUGUACCAAUACUCUGACACCACAACAGGCUCCUGAUAAGCCAGGCCCUUUGUUAAUUAUAGGUGAUUCUAACACAGUUACGGAGGAGGCAGCAAUUCAUCAGGUGAGCACAUAA
This is a messenger RNA of Podarcis muralis (Common wall lizard), 3008 nucleotides long. The record is from RefSeq and is a predicted model, not a curated record. Lineage: Eukaryota; Metazoa; Chordata; Lepidosauria; Squamata; Lacertidae.